CCUUCCUCCACACACGGACGGGAUCUCUCCGGCAGAUAUCACCGCCGCCGCAUUCCUCCGCUCACUGAAACCGACCCACACACUUUCUGGAUACUUUUUUCUGUUGGAUUUUAAUGCCUGAAUUAAUAAUUCAUCUAGCACUACUUUCGGGUAGUUUGCAUAUCUUCUCCGUCGGCGUCGAGCGGCUGCGGUGCGGGGCUCCACAUAUCCGCAAGCUGUGUUUAGGUGCCCUCUACCAGCCCCUCUCUGGAUGCAUCGGACUCCUCUGCCCCGGGGCCCUGGACCCGGUGUGUGACCCCGCCGCCCUCUCCCCGCUCCCCCUCCCUCCCUUCUCCCUCCUCCCCAAACCCCCUUCUACCUGUCCACUUCGGAGCUCCUGUCCUGGGCCCCCUGCCUCUCGACCAGCGGGCAGAGGCAGGGGGCCAUGGCGCCAUGGUAGCCUUCGGCGGACGCAGCCCCCUCGCCAUGAGCGGCGUGAACCCUCCGGAGGGCAGGGUUCAGGGGUCGAACUUUACCCCGCAUCAUUACAAGCCCUUCAGCUCGCAUGAACACUACCAGCAGGUGAUGCGUGCACUGCGUAAGCUCAAGGAGAGUGGGUUUUACUGGGGGGCCGUUGGGGGCCGGGAGGCCAGCUCCCUGCUGCGCUCUGAACCCCCUGGCACCUUCCUGAUCCGCGACUCCUCGGACCACCACCACUUCUUCACCCUGUCCGUCCAGACGGCUCGGGGAACCAAGAACCUGCGCAUCCACAGCGAGGGAGGCGGCUUCUUCCUACAGCCGGACCCCCAAAACACCCAAGAGCUUCCACAGUUUGAUUGUGUGCUGAAACUCAUAGCGCAUUACAUGGGGAAGGGGCCGGAUACUGGAAGGACCAGAGACGGGGCAAGUGGGGGCAAUCCAGGAGAGGCCAGAAUGAAGGGGCGCAACGUGUAUCUGAUCCACACCGGUGGAGAGAAAGUCCCCCUGGAGCUGCAGCGACCCCUCUCAACUUCUCUGUCGUCCCUGCAGCACAUGUGCAGGAGGACACUGAACAGCCGAGGCCUGGGGGCGUCGGAGCGGACUGAGCAGCUCCCGCACACACUUAGAGACUUCCUGGAGGAGUACGAUGCUCCGAUAUGACUGACAGGACCUGCAGAGGUUCCGCUAUAUGGACCAGGUGCCAGGAGGACCGCACAGACCAGUUCUCCGCGCGAGAACAUCCUCACCAUCCGAGACUGACCAGACUGAGCCCUUCGAUGCUAACGUGAGGUCGGCUUUCCACAGUGGCCAGAAGAUCCCAGACCUGUUAAAUCACUGAUGGACACUAUCUACCUAGAGUCUCCCACUGACCCGAGGUCUGGGAUGAGAAGCGUGAUUUGGGUAACCAACGAUUACCUCGUCCAUCCUGCCUUGCAAAAACUGACCACUAGUGCGAGUGGCAGCCGAAGCCGGAGGUCAAAGGUCAACGUUUCCUAUGACUGACUCAGACGCAGAGCAGUGCCUCGUAGAAAAUUAACUUGAUCGGUCAAUAUUAACGAUGACGGCGAAGGCGUGAUCGAUACCCCCCCCACCAGUGAGCUCGGUGGGUUUAAUGUGCUUAAGAAGAAAGCUCCUCUGUCAGCACGACAUUUACAACACUUUGGAUCACUGGACAGAGAGAAAGACGGCAGAAAGGCUGAGAGGGAGCGAACUGAAGGAGGAGCUGCAGAGAAAAAGCAAAGUCCAAACGAGGGGCCCAACGCAGAGAACGCACACUGUUUGUUUGUCUGAGUGUGUGUGUGUGUGUAUUUGUGUGUUGUGGUCGUGCACACAUUUCCAUUGCUGCUUCCCGCAAGUGUUGCCUCAUAGAGGGGAGUGGGGUGGUCAUGCACGCUAGCUGCACACACACACACACACACACACAUGCAGGUACAGGCCCACAUGAAGGCUUUGUUAGCGUGGGACAAAAAAAAAAAAAAAAAACGCAUUACAAAGCAUUUUCUCCUGCUCCUGUUUAUUUCUUGUUCCACCUCCAUUAACCGUACUCUGCCUCUCUUUUUGUUUCGAAGAUGCAUGCGCGACUUUGACAGUGACAGAAAGCAGACUGCUGUUGCCGAGACAAAAGCUUGUUACUGAGACAAAAGCCUUGGCACGGGACCAAACGAAACAGCAGAACUUAUUUUUAUCCAGACUGGCUGGAAAAAUGUCAGCGACACUGUAAAGCUCCUUGGGGGGGGGAAUGACGAUGAUCAUCCCAGAGAUAGGAGAGGGUGAGAAGAGGGAUUCAACCGAGGAGAACGAGGAGCGGGAAACAGGAUUAGGAAUAAGAAAUUGAAAAGGACGGAGGGCAGGGGGAGGGGGGGAGGAGUGGGAGGAGACAUACUGGUAUACAACUAAACAAAAACAAUGGUGUGAUUGAUAUCUCAGACUUAGAGGAAAUGAUAGAGCUCAACAGGACACGGUUCCUGUAAAUAUAACAGCCCGUGCAAAAAAAGAAAGUCUCGGCUGCGUCUUAAUUCUGUCUCUUAGACCCUCUUUGAGUAUUUUUUGCUAAACCGCCCUGAUGUGUUUGAGCGAGUGUCUGUUUGCUCUCUGCCUUCAUGAAGGAGACAAAACGAGCUGACAAGUUUUGUCCCUGUCGCUUCACAAAAGUGUUUUUUUUUUUUAUUGCCCCAUCUACCUUCCAUCGUUACCUCUGGAGCAGGAGUGGACGGUUGUCUGAAUGUCAAGGGAACACGACACUUCCCCCCUCAAGUGAUUCUUAAAAGAAAAAAGCCUUUUGUAAAACGAAAUGCUAAGACUCAGAUUUGAUUUAAAAAGAAAAAGAAACGUGUGGGAGCCAUGCUCGUACUUACCUGUGAUCCAUAUUGGAGUGGUAGCCAUUUCACGUCGUGACGUUUUGUGAUCCCACGUGGCCACUUGAGACAGGCGCGCUGAACCGUAGCAUAGCGACACGUUUUUUUUUUUAAAUCAAAUCUGGGUCUUAACCUUCUCACAUCGACACCAAGUUGUUUUUUUUUUUUUUUUUCUUACAUGUGCUGCACCAGUGGACCACGUGUAUGUGAAUCAUUUGUCUUUUAUAAAGACUCUCUCGCAAAAGGCUGGCCACUAGUCUGGCAGAAUACAAGCUGUAAUAUCUGAAAUGACAAAGCAUUACAAAAAUAAAUGAAAAAGGAACGUUGCACAUAUUUAUAUUUCUAAAAUAUUUCAAUAAUUUAUAUUAAAGAGCACUAUUUUUACAAAAGUCAA
This is a messenger RNA of Stegastes partitus (bicolor damselfish), 3207 nucleotides long. Its product is annotated as suppressor of cytokine signaling 3-like. The transcript is spliced from 3 exons. The record is from RefSeq and is a predicted model, not a curated record. NCBI's taxonomy places the organism in Eukaryota, Metazoa, Chordata, Actinopteri, Pomacentridae. Gene Ontology annotation, biological process: phosphatidylinositol phosphate biosynthetic process; intracellular signal transduction. Gene Ontology annotation, cellular component: phosphatidylinositol 3-kinase complex. The coding region runs from base 433 to 1119 and encodes 228 amino acids. Gene Ontology annotation, molecular function: 1-phosphatidylinositol-3-kinase regulator activity.